AUGGCAAUUAGUAAAAUGUGUGACGAUUUUGAUACUUUUAGGAAGUUUUUUCGCGAUGAAUUGAAGGGUUCUGGAGAAUAUGAUUUUAAUUCUAGAACGUUCAAGAAAUAUUGCCCUAAAGAAAGUUGCAAUAACGAUAUUGACAAGAUUAAUGCUGGAUGUUUAUGGUUAAUUUAUGAACUUUUCGUUAAAUUGAGUUUUUCAGCUGAUCCCAAUACUCUUAAGAAUGAUUCUGUAAGCAUUAUAAUAUGGCUAGGUUAUAUUUUAAACCUAAAGCCACAUGAAGGAAUCAACACAAUAAACGAUUUUUAUUCUAAGCAUAUACAAGAUAACGCGGAGUACUCUAAGCAUAAAAUUGAUGAUAAAACCUAUACCGAUUAUAAGAAGAUCAUAGAUAAAGUAGAGGAAUAUAUGAAUAUUAAUAUUGAUAAUAUGCCUAAAUUUUAUGAAUCACUUAAAUUGUUAUGUAAUAUGUAUACUGCUUAUACGAAAAAAAAUAAUAGCGAUUUUUCAAAAUAUACUAAUAAAUUUAUUGAUAAAUAUAAAGAACUCUUUGAUGAUGAUAAAAAUAUUAAAGACAGUUCAUACAAUAAAAUAUUAAAUGUUUUAUCAAAUUAUUAUUAUUAUUUUGGAAAAGGUAUUCGCUUUAAUGAUAUGCCAAUAGAUCGUCCUUCAUUACCAACAGAAAAAACACUCAAAAAAGAUAAUCCAGAAGAUCCUAAAGUAACUAAAGCAACUAAAGGAACUGAAAUAUCGAGUGAAGAAGAUAAAUCAGAUAUUGAAACAAUUCAGAGUUAUGACACUAUAUUAUCAGGCUCAUCACUAGUAAAUAAAUUAGUUAUAGUUUUGCCGAUAUUAGCUGCAAUAGCAAUUUUUUGGGGAAUUGCUUACAAGUAUUCAUUAUUUGGAUUUCGAAAACGAUCAAAAAAACAACACUUAAGAGAAAAACUAAAAAAAUAA
Messenger RNA from Plasmodium yoelii, 960 nucleotides. RefSeq names its product PIR protein. The coding region runs from base 1 to 960 and encodes 319 amino acids. The transcript has 3 exons. The record is from RefSeq and is a predicted model, not a curated record. Lineage: Eukaryota; Apicomplexa; Aconoidasida; Haemosporida; Plasmodiidae.